Messenger RNA from Acipenser ruthenus (sterlet), 5794 nucleotides. Its product is annotated as stonin-2-like. The record is from RefSeq and is a predicted model, not a curated record. Gene Ontology annotation, cellular component: AP-2 adaptor complex; synaptic vesicle. The transcript has 7 exons. Gene Ontology annotation, biological process: synaptic vesicle endocytosis; clathrin-dependent endocytosis; regulation of endocytosis. The coding region runs from base 544 to 3162 and encodes 872 amino acids. Gene Ontology annotation, molecular function: clathrin-cargo adaptor activity. Lineage: Eukaryota; Metazoa; Chordata; Actinopteri; Acipenseriformes; Acipenseridae.
ACAGCAAUUGAGGUCUGCUGUUGAAAUGUAUUGGGUUUAAAAAGCCAAGUCUUGGCACUAGCAAUGGGAAUUCUUUAAAUAAACAGUGUGGAUUGAGGAGGACUUUGUAGAUGAUUUAGUACAUGCCCAGUAAGAGGAGUGGAAGAUGUAUCUGCAAUUGUUGGUGAAUGCCGUUUCAAAGACAAGAGAAGAGAAUGAAGCAGUGUUAGUUUAGCUUGAAAACAGGAUAGAAAAUUAAGUCGAUAAAAAUAUUGGCUGUGAUGUAAUACAGGAACAACUGAAGCAGCAGCAUCUGCUGUCUCUGGGAACGCAAGGGACUGGGAAUGGGAUUUUCACUGGUGAGCUACGAAGGGUGUUUACAGUAGACCAUUUACACUAGUAGUCUGCCAAUUGAAACACAUUGUGGAUGAUGUCAGAGGAGAGCCUUUAAACCAAAGGAAACAGGACAGAAGAACAGAAAUGUUUAAGGAAUGGACUGACUGGUACUGAGGAGUGAGAAGACUGAACAGUCCGUUUUUAAAACAAUGAGCAGCUAAACCCACAAUGACAUCAGUGGAUACAAUGAAAACCGCUACACAGAGGAGAGGCUGGGUUACUUUUAAUGAUGACUCACCCCUUACAUCAGUACGAUACAAGAAAGACGAUAACCACGGUGUGGCUCAGACAGACCCUCACCCUACCCAGCAGACCUGUCCUCUGACCACAGCCCCCAAGAGCACGGUAUUUAAUCCACAGUCCUCUCCUGAAAACAGAAGCUGGAUCCAGUUUGAUGACAAGCCAUGGAGCAAUGUGCAGCCACAAGCAACAUGCUCAUCUGUAGGAGCCCCGAAUCAGAACCUUUGCUCCUCGGUCAGCUUUUGGAGCCCCGCGCCACCCUCUGAGACCAGCAGGACAGCACGCUCCGAGGACCCCAGCUUUCUCAGCAUCACCCCAUCCUACACUGACCUGCAGUCAAAUAGCACUGAGGACCAGCAGAGCAGUGGCAUGUCAAGAGCUGACUCACCAAAUUCUUCUGUCUUUCAAGAAGAUGAAGAUAUAGACAUGGAUGCAGCUAACUGGCUUCAAACUGAUAAACAAAUGAAUGGACAGUCAGACAGAAAAAAGACCCGCUUUGCAAGCUGGGUCACCUUCGAUGACGAUGAGGACUCCUGCUUUCUUCCUUCUUCAAAACCUUUAAAGGUUGAUAACUUCAGCCAUGCUCCCGCUCAAGACUCCAACAGUAACUUGAUGAUCUCUGAAGGACAUUCGCUAAAGACAGAGGUGACAAGGAACUUGUUUGAUUUUACUCCGGAAAAGACCAAUUACGUUUUCACUCCCGACAGUCCUCCAGCAAAUACCAGAACACCAUGCAGUAAGGUAAAUCCAUUUUUGGACAGCAAACUUUUGGAUGUUCAGCCAUCACCCAUUAACCCUUUCAGUGCCUACUUUGAUAAGCAGGAGCCCCCGCUUGUUGAUACGUCAGAGAGCAAUGGAUCAGAGAGUCCUCAGGUGUAUUCAUUCAGCUCUCCCUUUCUCACUGAAGGAGUCGAUGUCAAAAGAGACUCCGUCCUGCUUUUCUCUCCUGUUUUUGAUACCAGCAUCCACGAGGACAUGUUCAAUAAUGUUCCUCAAAAUCAAACCUUAGAGCAAUUGAAGCAGAUGCAAAUUGCAGAUGAAGCAGAUAAUCCUACCAUGCCUGAUGAACCCAUAGAUUCGAAUGAACUUGAUGAACCACCUUUUGUGCCGUCCCACUUGGAGCCUAAAGAUGGUUGGCCAAUGAUGCUAAGGAUACCUGAAAAGAAGAGCAUGAUGUCAUCCAGGCACUGGGGAGUGAUUCAUGUGAAACUGACAGAGGCCGGUUGCUUACAACUUUAUUAUGAAAAAGGAAUGGCAAAACCUUUUAAGACGCUUCAGUUGAAUGCUAACCACGGGUUAUCAGAGCCCAAGCUACAAACCUUUGAUGAAAAUGGGAAAAUUCACACAAUACGGAUAGACCAUGUAACUUACAAGGAAAAAAAGAAAUAUCAGCCAAAGGUAGCAGUAGUUCACACACCCAUAAUUGAACAAAUUGUUAAACUUGGAACAAAAAAUUACGAAGAUUUUUUGAGUUUUAUAUCAGCGGUUCAAAAUACUUUGAUGAGUCUGCCACUGGAUGUGGACACAUAUUUGCGUCCUUCGAAUUACUUGGAGGACGAGAUAUCCAUAGAAGUUAGGGAUGAGUUUUGUGGUGUGGUGGCCAAAGGGGAUAACCGAAUCUUACGCCAGUCAGUGGUGACUCAUGUCAGCGUUUUGGCUUUUGUUUCAGGGACACCAGUAUGCAGGAUAGGUUUUAAUGAUGUCCAAAUCAAGGGAAAUGAAGUUGUUUCUAGACAUGACAUAGUUCCAAAUAGCACAACAAGAUGGAUUAAACUCAGAGACUGCCAGUUUAACAAAUACGUGGAUGAAAAGGAAUUUGCAAAUACAAGAUCUAUUGCGUUUGUUCCCCCGAGCGCACAUAGGUUUGAGUUGAUGCGCUUCAGGACAGCUUUUGCAGAAAAAACCCUGCCUUUUACUCUCAGGACCAUAGCUACUGUCAAGGGAGCCGAGGUGGAACUACAGUCUUGGUUAGUGACGUCAUCAGGGUUUUCAUCCAACCGGGAUCCACUGACUUUGGUUCCCUGUGAAAAUGUGAUGAUCCGCUACCCUGUCAGGCAAACUCUGAUAAAGAAUUUCCGUCGGGAGAGUGUCACAGGAGAGAAGUCUUUGAAAGCCAAAAUGAAUAAAGGGGCAAGUUUUGGUUCCUCCAGCGUCUCCGGGACAGAGCCUGUAAUGAGAGUGACUUUGGGAACUGCCAAAUACGAGCAUGCUUUUAAGGCGGUGGUAUGGAGGAUCAACAGACUUCCUGAUAAAAACUCAGCUUCAGGCCACCCUCACAGUUUCUUCUUUCAUCUGGAGCUGGGCUCGGACCGGGAGGUGCACUCGAUGUUUGCACGACACCUGGACGUGGAGUUCGACAUGCCUGCGGCCUCAGCCUCCAAAGCCACUGUGCGCUCCCUGUCUGUCGGAGAGAAAAGCGAUGUGAAGAAAUGGGUCCGCUACAAAGCACAUUACUGCUACCAGGUUGAAGUUGAACUGAAAAUUGAUCAAAUGCAGGAGAUGAAUGGAACACAGACAGACCAACCAAAUGAAUGUGGCCAGCAGUAAGCACUGGAAAGAACAUUGAUUCAGGGAUAAAGGAUUUUAAAACAAUGGUGCACUUUGGAGAGAGUAACACAGGAGAGGAUGCAUUAAUGUAUCCGUUUGCAGUUUGAAAAACAAAGUAACACUAUUUUCAGGUGACACUGCCUGGCAAGGUAUUGAGCAAAACAUCUGACUGCUUCACUAUUGGUUUGACUGCUUCAGUUUGCUCAGUAUUCAGUUACAAGGAUGCCAGUUGCUGGCUGUGGUAUGAUAAAAGAUUUAAACCUGCUUCACCAGCACUGGAGAAGCAUACAAUUAAAAUACAUAACCAUGUGUAUGUGUAUGCUUUGUAUUUGCUUUUUUUUAAAUUCCAGACACUUAUUAAUUCUUAAGUGGAUUCUAAACCUUUAUUAAAUCAAGCUCUCAUUAUGCACCUCCUCAUCUUCUAAAUAGCUGGAUUUUAAUAGAUUUGACAGCUUUAUUUCUUUUGGGUUGGUAUUUUGAAAACAGUACAGUACAGUGCUCCCUUUUUAUUUUGCUGUCUGAGACAUAUCGGAGAAUCGUGAAAUAUUGAAAACAGUAAAUUAAAGAAGGGCCCUUAUUAGGGAACGUGACAAUUUACUGCUGGCAUGCCCUAACCGUGAAUGAACCCAGUUUGUGAAUGAUCAAAUCCUGAAAUAACGUGUUAAUGAGAUAAAAGAAUCCAUUUGAUGGCCAGACAGUUUUCAAAAGCUGAAAGUUUAAUAUUAUAGUCAAAUUCACGAAGUAUUUGAUAAAGGAGAAUAUCAAUAUUGUUUAAUUAGACAGCAACAUCAUUUCAAAUGCUGGUUUGACGGUGGAGAACAGCUUCCUUUUGUUGGAACUGUUGCGUUGUAAGCAACUGUUUCUCAGUUGUGAUUUUCACAUAGAAGAUGCUAUAAAAAAUGUAAAAAAAAAAUAUCUCUGCAGAAAAAUUCAGAUAUGUAUUUUGCUUUUUUAGCUUUUUUUGUGGGAAAAAAGGGUGGCGAAUGAGUUUCUCUAAUACAAAAAUUCCUUAAAAUGCUUAAUGCUAUUGUGGAGGCACCAGUAUUUACAUGUUUAUGUACUUACUGUAUGUGAUACUUUACAUUCAUUUAUCCACUUGUAAUCCAAUUGUAGAAGCGCCUGUAUCUUAAUGUGAUACAAAAGAAUAGGCUUGUGGUAUGAUUAAAUACCAUUACAGGUGUGCUUCAGACUGAACGAUUUACAAUUGUUACAGCAUAAAAUAGAGAAAUUGAACACUGGUUUUAUUCUGAUAAUCAGAAUAGCAUAUGAAAGGACCUUAAAGCCUUGAAUCUUUAAAGUUUGUAUAGGCCAUUUAAAAAAAAAAAAACAUACUAGGAUUAUAAUGAUGCAAAAAUAAUGAUAAAAACAAACAGAAAAAUAGAGGGGAUACACUACUGUAGAUAAUUGUUUGAUUAAUGGGUGUCUGUAGAUUUACAUGUAGAAAACUAGAAGAGAAUUUGAAAGCUGGUAAAAGGCAAACCCUAGUGGUAAGGAAAAUGUAAAUAAAUGAAAAAAUAGGUAUGGGAAAUAUAUAUUUUUUUAAGUAAAAAAGACACUAAGAACAUUUCUGUAAAGAGCUCCGCAGUAUAGGUGACACCAAUCUGAUACUAGACCAUACCGAUUGUGAGGGUCCUUUAGUACACCUACAGGGUCAGACUCACCCAGGCUUGCUAAGCUGUCAUCAUAUUCAAGGGUUCAACUCCUUUUUUACUCUGAUGCUUCUAUUGAUGACAUUUUAAAGAUGUAAUUCAGUCCUCGAAGCACUACGUAAUAUCAGACCAGUAAAACAAAUGCUAUUGUAAGAACAAUGGGCACAGCAUUUAAACUGUGUAAGUACCAAGCUGCAGGUUUUUUGUUCUUUGUUUUUACUCUGUGGCUGCCUAUGUUACACACCACACUUCAAAAAACAAAUAUUGCCAUAGUAUUAGUCACAGGAUGUCCCACUACAUGUUAGAAGAAAGUGUAUGUUAUUAUUAUUUAUUUCUUAGCAGACGCCCUUAUCCAGGGCGACUUACAAUUGUUACAAGAUAUCACAUUAUACAUUAUUUCACAUUAUACAGAUAUCACAUUAUUUUACAUACAAUUACCUAUUUAUACAGUUGGGAUUUUACUGGAGCAAUCUAGGUAAAGUACCUUGCUGAAGGGUACAACAGCAGUGUCCAACAGCAGUGUCCCCCACUGGGGAUUGAACCCGCAACCCUCCGGUCAAGAGUCCAGAGCCCUAACCACUGCUCCACACUGCUGCCCUGUGAAAAACAAAAGCUGUCCCUCCCUUUAGUGAAACAGUGUAAUAUUUGGCCUUGUUUGAAUGUAUGUAGAGUUUAACUUCAGUAAAUAUCAUACUCUUCAAAAUGUUGUAAUACUGUAUGCCUGGCAGCAGUUCAUUUUGUACAGUAAGUAUUGCCCCUCCUUUCUUAAACGCAGUUUGCUGGGGCCGCUCUCUUUAAGAAUGUAUUGGCUGGUAUGAGCCAUGUGAGUCUACUACUGUAAGCAAUGUGCCAUCAGCACAGAGUUCUGUGUAUGUGUAAACUGGAAUGAACAAAAAUGUUGACUUUUACUUUAUAAAUGCACUCUAUUGCUGUUGCUUCUUUUGUACAUUCAAGACUUAAUAAAGUUAUUGUGUCAAAUAAGA